GUUUAUGCUCCUUGGUAGAACGGAGGGACGAUCUCGAUCUCCAAUGCUAGUCGCAUUUUUUAGUGAGUUUCAGAUAUGCUGGCGUGUUGCAAUUUGAUUAUACACUCCACAAUUGUCGGGAUCGCUGGGACUUUUGCUUUUCGCUGUAUGACAAACUCAGGUUUCAUCGAAAGGCGCUUCCCUAUGCAAAAUUUUGAUUCAGGAAACUAGCUAUCAAGAGGCACGACGACCUGCACAUGGGUUCCUUGUUUGGUGAUCAUUUUUAUGAAGCGCAUAGUAAUACUGAGUAUGAGUUGUUGUUUAUCCCCAUUCAUUGUUCAUGCCUUGUCAGCUCUUGCUACCGAGUCCAACCAUCAAACAUGUGUGCAAUAAAAAAGCGACCUGUGUGCUGAAUUUGAAUAAUGUACAUCACUGUCAAGAUGGGAAUGGGAUAUGAAAUGAUGCGAAUUAGUAGCGCGGAAAGGUACUUCUAAGACUAACUACACAACGAAGCUGCAAAAGCGUUCGAGCUACUGCUUCUGCUGACUCUCAGCGGAACCUACUGUUGCAGGCGGGAGUUGGAGUAGAUUGAGAUUCUAUCUGUCGUCCGUGUGCGCUCUCGGUGCUGCAGGAUGGGACGUAAGAAGAACCUUGGGCAAAAGGAAAAGGAGCCCGUGGGGCCCGAUGGAAAGAGGCGAUUCAAGUACUUCAACUACUACGAUGACAGGGAAUUUGAGACGGAAGAGCAACUGAUCCAAUACCAGCGCCAACGGCACUUCCGAUGCCCCGAAUGCGAAGUAAAGGCCCACUCCGCCGGCGCGCUUGCGGUACAGUGCUUUAUUUUUCUUUGUGGCCGUCGUCGUUGCAUGCAUCCAAAUCCAUUCGAAUGUGUCAUAGCUGCAUCUUUUUUCCGGUAGCACCACGGUAGGAGCGCUAAUUUCAUUAGAUCAGAUAAAUCUCUACUGGUUUUUCUACGUAUUUGUGUACAAAUACAACAUGCUCUGGUGGUUUUCAGGUUCACAUGGAGCAAGUACACGGACGGGUUUUGAAAGAAGUUCCGAAUGCACUACCGGGCAGAAACGAUCCGAGGAUGUUAAUCAUCGGCUUGAAGGGAGUACCUCCCCACCUGCUGUGGCAAAAAGCCCAAGGCUACGAAUUGGUUUCAAGCUCGUGUCGCCACCCCGAUUGUCCUGCGAACUCGUCAUGCAAAUUGAAAGAUGUUUAUGUUUUGAAUCAGAAGCCCAAAUUCAGCUUCGGUACUGUUCUAUGUAGUAUUCAGCCGGGCACGGAGAUUGUACCCGUACAGGUUCGGAAUUAUGAUUUUCAACGGCAAGAAGAAAGCAAAAAGAAAAAUCAGAUAAAUUUUUGUUGUACCCUUACUUAGUGUCACUGCCUCGUUGCAAAAAGCGGAAAAAUUGCAUUUUGCUGUUGGGGGGAAAGCGGCACGUUGUUUUCGCUGUAUAGCAGCACGGACUUUGAGGAACAUGCCUUAAGGAUAGUGCAACAAGAAAUGAACAAAACGGGUGGGACCGCAGCUGCAGCAGCCGCGGGAGCUGCAGCCGGAGGCAUGGCGGUCCCACCCAUACAGCCCGGCAUGAUGAUGCCUGGCGUGCUAGUGCCGCCACUAAUGCCCCCCGGAGCUCCGGGGCGCUUGCAGGCACUGCCGCUACCCGGGAUGAUGAUGCCCCCCGGCGCUCCGGGCGGUGCCGGGAUGCCUGGUAUUUUUAUACACAUAGAUAUUGUAGUGCUGCCCUUUUAUGAUCAUUGCGCAAAAAGAUUAUCGUGAUGUUGCCUGCUGCACAGUACGUUAUGUCAUUCAGCUGAAAACAGUUUCGCUCUGAAAAAUCUUCAUGCCGACGAAAGUCGAAAAUUACCAAGAAUGAUUCUUGGUAAUUUUCGACUUUCGUCGGCAUGAAGAUUUUUCAGAGCGAAACUGUUUUCAGCUGGACGAGCCACCAGCGCCUCACUGUGGAAUAAUUGACACUAACUCAUUGUCGCUCUUAUGGAAAAAAUUGAAAAAAUGUCACAGGAAUGCCACCGAUGAUGCCGCCAGGGACGAUGCUGCCACAAAUGAUACCGGGAAUGGGAGCUCCCAUGUUGAUGAAUCCAAUGAUGGUUCCGCCUGGGCACGGUAUGCCUGGCCUAACGAAAGGUGGCGGCGCGGCAUCGUCAAGUAGCGCUCUGCCGUCGACAAUGCAGAGCGCUGCCGGAGCUCCUCCUGGUCCUGCAGGGCAAAUGCAGGUACUCAAAACUUCUCGCAUCGAAGAAGGUCGACUCUACCUUUGCAAGACAGCUUAGUCUUCUACUUUUAGUUUUACUUGGUGUUUUUCUUCAAGUAUUUCUGUUUGCUAUUGCGCUUGGGAUUGAGGAAAGGGGACAAAAAUAACCCUAAUAACAGGACCACUACGCGGCCGCCGCACGCGAUAGGGACGACCAAGCAUCGCACGAGCAGUCUAAGACGCCACAGAGCAGAAACCAUAAGGGGACCACAUCAAAGGGUCGCUAUGACAAGAACACUGGCGGAAUGAUGAAGGGCACAUCGGCCAACGCGGUUCCUCUAGGAGCGAACAAAUUUGUAAAUAAUUUUUCCGCUGGCGGUGGAAGCAGCGAGGGAGCAGUGAACUACCCUGCCCCGGCCGAUACGGGUGGAAGCAGAGCAAACGAUAGCUCAACUACUGUCCCGCUGUUGUCCAGCGGCAAUGUCGAAGAUCUUCAGGGGAACAGAAUACUGAUGAACCACCCCGGAGGUCAGCACGGUCAGCACCAGCAAGGCGGCAAUUUUCCGUCGCAAGUGCAGUCACAGACGCUCAACAACGUGAACUUCCCGGAACAAACCGGUGACCCACCACCACCCUUGUCGGUUUCGCAAUUUCAUCCCAGCAUGACGCAACUGCCACAGCAAAGCAGCCUGCUGACCGGGAGCAUGGGUCAGUUUGCUUACCGGCCGCCUCCUCCGAAUCCUGGUUCGAUACAUCAACCGGGGACCGCGGCUCCCGCACUGGCACUGUCCAGCGGGACCACGGUGGGCAUGAACCAGCAUCAGCCGUCCCCCAUGCCGGCUGCGGAUCCGGUAGCGUCGCUUUCCCUGGGUCUUUCCGCCGCGCCGAAGAAAGCGGGCUCGGUCCUGUCCUCCGCGGCUGGCGGUGUGCAGCGAGAGAGAUCUCCGCGACGGGGACCGCCCACUGGGCCAGACGGAAAUAAUCACUUUUCAGCUACUGGCGGAGAGUUAAUACAACAAUUCCCCGCACCGGGCGGCCCUGGGGCGCGUCCCGGCUUUCCACCGCUGGUACUCAAAGCCGCAAUUUUUGAUGUGAUAGAACGUGUUGCUGCUGCAUCUUCGACAGCACCUCCUAGUUUGUUUUUUUUUGUGUUGUAAGUACAUACAACUACGGGAGGACGUAACGCCAGCGACAUUUAUAAUUCAAACUUUCACUUUGUCAGAUCGCGAAAACCGCGGGUGGACCCUUCACGAGCUCCGUCGGGGUUGUCAAGGCGAGAGCGACAGCGGAUCCCUACGGCUUCAAAAUGGCCGAGGUGCAAAGCAAUCAGGUUCUCAACUGGCCCUACAUGUUUGUGCAGCCAGAGGAAAUCCGGGCGUCCAAGGUGCCCGACCUACGCAUGGAAGUAAAGUAUGGCAUGGAUGACGGCACAAAGCCCUGA
Molecule: messenger RNA, 3639 nt
Organism: Amoebophrya sp. A120
Lineage: Eukaryota; Dinophyceae; Syndiniales; Amoebophryaceae
Source: the annotation of a GenBank genome assembly